Messenger RNA from Drosophila virilis, 3402 nucleotides. Lineage: Eukaryota; Metazoa; Arthropoda; Insecta; Diptera; Drosophilidae. The record is from RefSeq and is a predicted model, not a curated record.
AGUAUUUGUCAUCGAAUAUUCAGAAGCAAAAACAAAGCCAAAAGGGGCGGACGUAAAGCGCUCGCAGCAGCAACAACAACUUAAACACAAGUGGCAGUGUUUGUUGGUGUCGGCAGAGAGGAAGAUAGCGUUUCGUUCGCGUAUAUACAUAUACAUAUACAUAUAAAUAUAUAUAUAUAUAUAUAUGUAUGUGUGCGUGUGAAAGAGAGACCAAGAGAAUAACAUUCACAAUCAAUUUGAUAACUAAAAAACGUAACAGUGCCGCAGCAGUACCAGCAGCAGAGUGCAAAGCAGCCGUGCAGCAAACAUUGAGCAGCGGCCAGUGGCAGAGGCUGAGGCGUAGGCGUCGUCUUCGUCUUCGUCUUCGUAGCUAAGCGCUGUUCACGCAGCAACAGCAAUUAACUGUUAAACGUUACAACAAAACACUUUGUGAUCGUGCUUAAACGGGAGCCAGAGAGAAAAAAAAGAUAGUGAGAGAGAGAGAGAGAAAGAGAGAGAGGGACAGUCAACUAACAAGAGCCAACCGUCUUCGUCAACGUCACCAUGGACAACUUAAUCCCGAUCGUCAAUAAGCUGCAGGAUGCAUUCACAUCGCUGGGGGUGCACAUGCAAUUGGACUUGCCACAAAUUGCCGUCGUUGGUGGACAGUCGGCUGGCAAGAGUUCGGUGCUGGAGAAUUUCGUGGGCAAAGACUUUCUGCCUCGAGGUUCGGGCAUUGUGACGCGCAGGCCUUUGAUUUUGCAGCUGAUCAACGGCAUUACCGAAUAUGGGGAAUUUCUGCAUUGCAAGGGGAAGAAGUUCUCGAGCUUCGACGAGAUACGCAAGGAGAUCGAGGACGAGACAGAUCGUGUAACGGGCAGCAACAAGGGCAUCUCAAACAUUCCGAUUAAUUUGCGCGUCUAUUCGCCGUACGUGCUCAACUUGACGCUGAUCGAUUUGCCCGGCCUGACCAAGGUGGCGAUCGGUGAUCAGCCGGUGGACAUUGAGCAGCAGAUUAAGCAAAUGAUAUUCCAAUUUAUACGCAAGGAGACCUGUCUGAUAUUGGCCGUAACGCCGGCCAAUACCGAUCUGGCCAAUUCGGACGCACUCAAGCUGGCCAAAGAGGUGGAUCCCCAGGGCGUACGCACGAUCGGUGUCAUCACCAAGCUGGAUCUCAUGGACGAGGGCACCGAUGCCCGUGACAUACUCGAGAACAAGCUGUUGCCGCUGCGACGCGGCUAUAUUGGCGUUGUCAAUCGUUCCCAAAAGGAUAUCGAGGGGCGCAAGGAUAUACAUCAGGCAUUGGCCGCCGAGCGCAAGUUCUUCCUCAGCCAUCCCUCGUAUCGGCAUAUGGCCGAUCGUUUGGGCACACCCUAUUUGCAGCGUGUCCUCAAUCAACAGCUGACCAAUCACAUCCGGGACACAUUGCCCGGCUUGCGCGACAAACUGCAAAAGCAGAUGCUAACACUGGAGAAGGAGGUCGAGGAGUUCAAACAUUUCCAGCCGGGCGAUGCCAGCAUCAAGACAAAGGCCAUGCUGCAAAUGAUCCAGCAGCUGCAGUCGGACUUUGAGCGCACCAUCGAGGGCAGCGGUUCCGCUCUGGUCAACACAAACGAACUGUCCGGCGGUGCCAAGAUCAAUCGCAUAUUCCACGAGCGGCUUCGCUUUGAGAUCGUGAAGAUGGCCUGCGAUGAGAAGGAGCUGCGCCGCGAGAUCUCGUUUGCCAUACGCAACAUACACGGCAUACGCGUGGGCCUCUUCACGCCGGACAUGGCCUUCGAGGCGAUUGUCAAGCGUCAGAUAGCUUUGCUCAAGGAGCCCGUCAUCAAGUGCGUGGAUCUAGUCGUACAGGAAUUGUCCGUGGUUGUGCGCAUGUGCACAGAUAAGAUGAAUCGCUAUCCGCGUCUGCGCGAGGAAACGGAACGCAUCAUUACCACGCAUGUGCGCCAGCGCGAGCAGCGCUGCAAGGAGCAAAUCCUUUUGCUCAUCGACUUUGAGCUAGCCUACAUGAAUACCAAUCACGAGGAUUUCAUUGGCUUUGCCAACGCUCAGAAUAAAUCGGAGAAUGCAAAUAAGACCGGCACCCGACAGCUGGGCAACCAGGUCAUACGCAAGGGUCAUAUGGUUAUACAGAAUCUGGGCAUCAUGAAAGGCGGCUCGCGUCCUUAUUGGUUUGUGCUAACAUCGGAGAGCAUCUCCUGGUACAAGGACGAGGAUGAGAAGGAGAAGAAAUUCAUGUUGCCGUUGGAUGGUUUGAAAUUGCGCGAUAUUGAACAGGGCUUUAUGUCAAUGUCUAGACGUGUUACAUUUGCUUUAUUCAGUCCCGACGGACGUAAUGUUUAUAAGGAUUACAAACAACUGGAGCUGUCCUGCGAGACGGUCGAGGAUGUGGAAUCGUGGAAGGCAUCAUUCCUGCGCGCCGGCGUCUAUCCCGAGAAGCAAGAGACCCAGGAGAAUGGCGACGAGGAAGGACAAGAGCAAAAAUCGGCCAACGAGGAGAGCUCUACGGAUCCACAAUUGGAACGGCAGGUGGAGACCAUUCGCAAUCUAGUCGACUCGUACAUGAAGAUCGUCACGAAGACCACACGGGAUAUGGUCCCGAAGGCCAUUAUGAUGCUGAUCAUCAACAAUGCCAAGGACUUUAUCAACGGCGAACUGUUGGCCCAUCUCUAUGCCUCCGGUGAUCAGGCACAAAUGAUGGAGGAAUCCGCCGAGUCGGCAACACGGCGCGAGGAAAUGCUGCGCAUGUAUCGCGCCUGCAAGGAUGCCCUGCAGAUAAUUGGUGACGUUUCGGUGGCAACUGUAUCCUCACCCUUGCCGCCGCCCGUUAAGAACGAUUGGCUACCAAGCGGCCUGGAGAAUCCGGGUCUAUCGCCGCCCAGUCCCGGCGGCCCGCGCAAGCCAGCACCCACCGCACAGGGCUCGUUGGGCGGCCGCAAUCCGCCAUUGCCCCCGGCAACUGGACGUCCCGCGCCGGCCAUACCGAGCCGCCCCGGCGGCGGUGCACCUCCGCUGCCCGGCGGUCGGCCAGGCGGAGCUCUGCCACCCCCGUUGCUACCCUCACGUCGCUAAGUUGUCAGCCACAGCCACAAGGCAUUUACUCUCUCUAACUCCACACUCUCUCUCGCUCUCUUACAAAAAUUAACUAACCAAAAUGCUUUCGCUUAAAUCAACCAACAAACCGAACAACUCAACUCAACCAAUCGAUCCGUUCCGAUCCGAUCCGAUUAGCCAAUUGAACCGAAACCCUUAAGUGCAGGCUCGUGUGCUCUCGCUCUCGCUCGCGCUCGCGCUCUCUUAGCAUAAAAGGGGGGGGCGGCUGCCGUCACCCAAGCAAAAGCUCGCUCAGUGAAAAGCAACAACAACUACUUACAGCAACAACGAUGUCGACUAGAACUAUGCAAAGAACGUUAAAUAUUUAAA